UUAUAAUAAAGAAUAUCAUGACCAUGAAGAAAUUAUUAAAAAUCGAAAAGUGAUAAAUGAAUAUAAAAAAUCUAUCAGGUUACUUAAUAAAAGACUUAAGAUAACUGAGAAUAAGAUGAAAUCUCUUCAAACAAAAUUUAAUAAUGAG
Molecule: messenger RNA, 148 nt
Organism: Scutellospora calospora
Lineage: Eukaryota; Fungi; Glomeromycota; Glomeromycetes; Diversisporales; Gigasporaceae
Source: the annotation of a GenBank genome assembly